Phymastichus coffea is the source of this 1847-nucleotide messenger RNA. Its product is annotated as segmentation protein Runt-like. Gene Ontology annotation, molecular function: ATP binding; RNA polymerase II cis-regulatory region sequence-specific DNA binding; DNA-binding transcription factor activity, RNA polymerase II-specific. The record is from RefSeq and is a predicted model, not a curated record. NCBI's taxonomy places the organism in Eukaryota, Metazoa, Arthropoda, Insecta, Hymenoptera, Eulophidae. Gene Ontology annotation, biological process: regulation of DNA-templated transcription. Gene Ontology annotation, cellular component: nucleus. Bases 167 to 1204 code for a protein of 345 amino acids. The transcript is spliced from 4 exons.
ACUAGAACCCGCUCUGCCGGCAUCGAGUGCGCGUCGCACUUGCAGCCCAGCAUCGCAGUCCAGAUCCUCGGGUGCGCUCGGUCAGUGAACAAGUGUCGUUUUAGUUGAGUGCCUAGUGGUGAAUCUCCCGUCGUCGAGAAGCACAGUAAGCACAGUGCCGAGAAGCAUGCUGAUAGCGGAUCGACCGAUCAACAUGGACCAGUACAACACGCUCCACGACGCCGUUCGCGCUUUGCACGGCGAGAACCUCGUGCAGACCGGCAGUCCGGCGAUCAUGUGCAGCCCGCUGCCGUCGCACUGGAGGUCCAACAAGUCGCUGCCCACGGCCUUCAAGGUCGUCGCGCUCGACGACGUGACCGACGGCACCCUCGUCACCGUCAGCGCCGGCAACGACGAGAACUUUUGUGGCGAACUGCGCAAUUGCACCGCGGUCAUGAAGAAUCAAGUGGCCAAGUUUAACGAUCUCAGAUUCGUCGGCAGGAGCGGCAGAGGAAAGUCCUUCUCGCUCACGAUACAAAUCAGCACUGUGCCUUUUCAAAUCGCUACCUACACCAAGGCCAUCAAAGUAACGGUCGACGGACCACGCGAGCCAAGGUCCAAGUCGACUUACCAGUACAGUCAUGGAUUCCCGGCGUUGGGUCUGCUCAACCCCUGGAUUGACGCGGCUUAUCUAAGUCAGUCUUGGCAUUUGCCUCCUCUAAGUCACGUCAAACCCGGCACGAUAAUACCGCCAGCGGACAUGUUUCCACCCGGUUUUCCACCAGUUAUAAUGCCACCGGCGUAUCAUUUUUCCGAUCCACUAGCCAACUACCAUAGUCCGCCUCCGGCACCACUGACAACCACUCAGACCACGACGCCUGUUUCGCAAAAAUCCGCAUCGUCGGUACACUCGACCUCACCACCAGCAGCAACGACGAACAACUGCACGACGAUAGUACCACUACCGAGUACACCACCAAUCAGUGCAAGCGACAGUGGCAGCGAAUCCGAAGAAAUCCGCAGUGCGUUCGUGCCGAUCAGGGUGAACAAUGUACCGUCGUCGUCGCCGACGGACAAACCGAAAAGGCCGGUGGAAGGCACGCGAAACGAGCUGAAAGCUCCGCUAGCCUUGAUCUCGCACCGACUAUCCACCCUCAAGAGGACUCCGUCGCCGACGAAGCUCCAAGCGACGCCAGCUCCCAAACCCGUGUGGAGGCCCUACUAACGACGACAAUACCGGCGCGAGAGGCGACUAUUUCAAGGCUAGUGACAUGCGGAUAGACUCCUUGAAUCACGUGUGUACGUGGGUGUUUGUGUGCGCGCGCGCGCGACUGCAAGCCAACGUGUUUGAUCGAUAUUUGGCUUUUCUUUCACGUACACGCAUACGGGGAAACUUUCGUUGUAUUUAGACGCGAACUGUGACAGAAAUACUAUGUUUCCAAAUUUAUUUAUCGGUUGACUAGCUUCUCGAUAGUCAACGAGAUAUAUGUAUGUAUGUAUAAGGAAUUAUCAAGCAUGCCAAUUUCAGUGUUUGAAAUUGGUCAUUGGUUGAUUUAAAUAUGUGCGUCGUGAUGUUGCUUCGAUAAGAGGCCUAGUUACUUGUAUUAUACAUGGAUAAGGGAGGGGAGAGAAAUCAAAGAUUGAAAAUAUUGUUUUCAUAUAAAUACUUGUAAAUAGAUCUUAAAUGGUGCAUAUAUAUAUACGUAAUGUAUGUAUGUAUAUAAAUAUGUAAAUAUGUAAAUAUGUAAAUACGUAAAUACGUAAAUUCGUAAAUACGUAAAUACGUAAAUACUGAUCGUGCAUACAUAGUAUGCGAAAUCGAUCUACAAGAGAGAGAGAGAGAGAGAAAGAAUACGAAUAAAAAUACG